This is a messenger RNA of Serpula lacrymans var. lacrymans S7.9, 4064 nucleotides long. RefSeq lists its product as uncharacterized. The coding region runs from base 261 to 4064 and encodes 1267 amino acids. Lineage: Eukaryota; Fungi; Basidiomycota; Agaricomycetes; Boletales; Serpulaceae. Gene Ontology annotation, biological process: siRNA processing. Gene Ontology annotation, molecular function: ribonuclease III activity; RNA binding. Gene Ontology annotation, cellular component: RISC complex; nucleus; cytoplasm. The transcript is spliced from 16 exons. The record is from RefSeq and is a predicted model, not a curated record.
GAACAUUUUGUUUUCCACUCUAUGGAUGAAAUAGUCAUAUCUGCGUAGAUGGAUCAGAGAAAAUUCACGACCUCCGAGGCCCCGGGAAGUUUAAGCCAAUCCAAAAAGCGGCGUUGGGUGGACGAAGUGCCAUCAGAUAUACCAGAGGUCGCAGCAAAAAAGAAAAAGCUACAGGCACUGUCCAGCGCAGAGUCAUCGCCUUCCCAACAGAAGUUGUCAUUCUCUACGACCCACCCCUCGCGACAAUAGAAACCCGAUUAAUGACUCAAAUUCGUCAUCUCGAUCCAGAAGAAUCAGUCUACCGUCGUCACUUCCGUGCCGCACGUCAUGUGCUCUUACAAGUAGGACCUUGUGCUUGUGAUCUGUUAUGGCGCAGUGUGCUAAAGCACCAUGAAACUCAUAUAUUGCCCCCCUACGAAGAAGAUGACGAUGCCGAUAUUGCUAUUGCAACUAUCAAGCGCGCAGUGCGCGACUUGGUGAAGAAUUGGAUGUUUUCUAUGCCUAAUUUUGACAUCACUUCAAGAAGCUUCAAUGUUACGCCAAAAUUUGCUAAGCUGGUCCAAAUUUUGAAAUCGUGUCAGAUUCUUGGAAGCGACUUCCGUGGCAUUGUCAUUGUCCAAAAACGUGCGGUUGCAUUAGCUAUCGUCGAUUUGUUGCGGAAUUCAGAUAAUGGACUAGGAUUUUUGCGACCAUAUGCUCUCAUAUCGACUUCAGAUUUUUACCAUCAAGACGAAACUUGUCGCAAAUUUUCAUUGGGAACACACAAUCUUCUCGUUAUUACCAAGUCUAACGAAGACCUUGAUAUCUCUGCUUCUUCUCUUGUGAUAAAAUAUGAUUUAUUCGAAAGUCAACUUUCAUACAUUUAUGCAUGGUGUCAUACCGGCAGAUGUCAUAGCUAUCUGGUUCAUAUGGCAGAAAAAGGAGACGAAACUCACCGCCGCAUCCUUUCGGAGCUUACUAGCUUUAGCCAAGAAAAUCGAACUUCGAUAGAAAAGUUCAAGGAGUAUAGGGGACGCUUCCUACUGCCUCACAAACUUGAAGAUACUAUCCAUUCCUACGAUUCGCAAACCGAGGACGAAGGCGAGAAGAGUGUAUCUCUAAAGGAUCCAGUCACCAGCAACCGUAUCUGUCUUCGAGAUGCCACCAGCACAGUAUACCGUCUUGCUGCCGCUAUGUACGACGUUGAAAAACCUUUCGAUGUUGAGCUAUUUCGGAUCAACAAACAUCUGGAUGAGCAAGGAUCCUGGACAUAUUCAUGCAAUGUCAUGUUACCUGCACACCCAACCCUACGGGUGUUUACUGGAUCUUCGUGUCCUACGCCAGCCGAUGCUCGUCGUUCAGCUUGCUACUAUACCUGUACUGAGCUGUUCAACGCUGGGGUCCUUGAUUAUCGACUUUUUCCGCAACAACGUUUGAAGCCGGCUAGAUUCUUGGAAGACGAUUUUGAAGAGCCGAAAAAAAAUAUGUCAAACAAGAAUGGCCAAGCUACGCCUAAUCAUUUAUAUCCGCGCAGGAAACCUGCUUUUUGGUCCAAUUCGCUUACUGCUGUUUUCAACGACACACUUUAUCCAGUAAUGGUGGCUCUCAGUGGAUUUUCUCCCGACCAAUAUGCUCCUGUUUUACUCCUCACUCGCCAUCCUCUACCUCGAAUGCACGAUUUCAAACUCUUCUUCUCCGGCAUCUCUGCACCUCUGCAUCUAGCAUGGGGAGGCCCCCUCGAAGUUGAUCAGAAUCAAUUGGCUUUACUCCACCAGUAUACGCUUAGAAUCUGUCGCAUUGUCGCGAACAAGCCAUUUGCUUGUCCAUUGAAUGAGAUGGCAUAUUUUUAUGCACCCCUGAAAUCUGAUUGCACUCGUACUUCUAGUCAGGUACAGAGUAAAUGGAAUAUCCCCGAUUUUAGUGAAUUCAUUUGCUGGGAGUCUGUCCGCAUCGCGAGUCGACAGUGGGCAACCCCCUUAAAUUGGAGAAAUGUUGAAGAUUUAGCCAAUGACACCGCUGACGCCGUUAUCCAGGACCGCUGGGUGGAAUUCACUAGACGAUACUAUGUCGUGAAGACCAGGCCAGACUUGUCCCCGAUGAGCAAGCCAGCGGAUAGUCCUCGAGAAGCCGCAUAUCCUAAUCUAUUAGAAUAUUGUAAAUCGCGUAGAAAGGGAUUAGAUUGUCUGGUAGAUCAAGAGCAGCCUUUGAUCGAGGUGUCGAAAACUCCUGGCUUGUCCAAUCAUCUGAGCCCGACGUUCCGCCCUCUGACAACAUCUGCAAAAGCGUCCGCUAAGUAUCUCAUUCCCGAGCUUUGUGCUAAACUCACCAUUCCCGCAAGCACACUCAGGACUGCUUUGCUCUUACCGUCAAUCAGUCGAAGGAUCGACGAUAUCUUGAUCGUGAAAGAGUUGAAUGCCAAGUUUUUCAACCACCAUAUAACCGAAGAGCUUUUGCUAGCUGCUAUAUCCACGCCAUCCGCGGGCUUUGACUACGACUACGAGCGUCUGGAGGUUCUCGGAGACGCAUUCUUAAAGUACUUGUCUUCGAUUUAUGUAUUUGUCACAAACCCUGCAAAAAACGAAGGAGCGCUGCAUGUGUCUCGACAGCAGAUUAUUAGCAAUAAAGCUCUACUGAAAACUGCCUGUACGGUUGGUCUGCCACCAUUUAUACAAUCAAGGCCCUUCAGCUAUAAGGUAUGGCAACCACCCAAUUUUUCGCUGGUGUCCAUCAGAGAGGACUUCACUCCGAACGACGACACAAAAAAAAUUUCAAAAGCACCCUCCCAAAGUCCACUAGCUCGCAAAGAAACCGAAGCCAUUAUGGAGGCUCCCCCCAAGAAGAUCGAAUCCGAAGACUCCGUGAAGGGGAAAGCUCUUCCAGGCUCACACGCAAGCUCUAAGAAGGAAAACCGCGGUCAGCAGGACACACAAUACACACAAUGGCUAGGUGACAAGGCCAUCGCUGACGUAGUAGAAGCCAUUAUCGGUGCAGCCUACAUUUCUGGAGGACGCGAUCUUGCAUUAACUACUGCGAAAACCUUGGAUAUACCCAUUCGAAACAUUGAACAUUGGGCUGACUUUGGACGGAAGGCGCUAACCCCUCCUCCUCGCGUCACCGCCAAGUUGCGCGAUGGGUCUAUCGAAGCAGUAGAAACUAUUAUAGGACACAAGUUCGCGUACCCACAUCUUCUGGCACAAGCAUUGACCCAUGCGUCAGUUCAAGGUUAUCAAUCGACUUGCUACGAAAGACUUGAAUUCAUUGGCGAUGCUAUCUUGGAAUUUAUGGUGAUCCGCCAUAUUUUCAACCGCGACGAUAAGAUGUCUCCGGGUGUCUUAACAUUAAUGAAGGGAGCUAUGGUAUCAAAUUCUGCCCUGGCAGCUGUUUGUGUAUGGUCCGGCUUACACGAACAUAUACUGUACGAGUCUUUCCCUCUCGCUGGCAACAUCCAAGGCUAUAUAGAUGAGCUGAAAAAGAAGCAAACUGAAGAGUAUGAGUUGGCAGCUCGCGAACAGAGAACCCCAGGACAGUUUUGGCUUGAUGUAGAACCGCCAAAGGCUCUCUCAGAUGUGGUGGAGUCAAUUAUAGGGGCGAUCUAUAUAUCAGAUGGCUUUCAGCCCAUUGGCUCAGAAUUAGUGUUCAACAACAUCCUGAAACCGUUCUACAAUAAGCAUAUCACGUUGAAAACACUGUCUCAUCAUCCUACUAAGGUUAUACUGGAGCUCCUCGAAGCACAUGGCUGCCAAAGCUUCGAAAUUGUGAAGAAAGAGGAUACCAACCAACCUGGAUUGACGUGCUGUGAAACGGCUAAUGACUCAUCGACUUUAGUUGUGAUCCACGAUGUCAUUCUUGCAGCAGCUACAGAUACAUCCGCUGCUAUGGCAAGUCGGCGAGCAUCGGCUUUAGCUAUCGACGCGUUGGAAGGCGAUGCUGGAUUUUUAGGACGCACAUGCGACUGUCGAAAUCUCGCCCAAGCCAAGAAAGGCCGUAAAAAGGCUGUGGACAAAAUCUUGGCUGACCUCCAAGAUAAAGAAGGAAAGGAUAUUGAGGCAUCAUUACUGGAUUCAACAGUAGCCUCUCUAGGCUAA